AUGUUAUGGGGCUCUGUGUCCAGAGUAGGCACUGGCAAUCUUGUUCAAGUUGAAGGUCGCAUGGAUUCCAGUCAAUACCAACAGAUUCUUGCAAACAAUGUUCCAGAGUCAGUGGAAAAAGUGUCAUAUGGGGCCACUGAUCUGACUGACCUUCUGGUGGUGAGGGAACUAGUUGCCAAAACAGCCUAUCUCAAGGCUCAAGGGAUGGACGGUAACGAGCUGCGAAAGGAGAGACUCUGCUUGACUCUGCCCCAGCCAAACAACUCCUCAGCUCUACAGGAAGCUGAAGUGAAGCAGUACGAGUCGCUUUGCGAGCAGCAGCCCAUUGGUAGGACAUUAUUUCGGCAGUUUCUUCUCAGCUGUAAUCCCCAGUACACCGCUGCCAUCGAGUUUCUGGAAGAGUUAGGAGGAUGGAGCGUAGCAGAAGAAGACACCCAAGCAAACACCAGAAGGAACAUCGUCGCUAAGAUCUCUCACCCUGACUCCAGGAGUUUUCUGUCGUUUCUCAAAGGAGACGCUGUAGAAACAUGCAAGUGCUUUGACGAGUCAAUGGUGAACCAGAUGAGAGAAGCCACAAGAGAUUUCCUGCGGGGAAAACCUUUCUCGGAGUACCUGCAGAGUCCGUUCUUUUUCAGGUUUCUACAAUGGAAAGAGUAUGAGAGACAGAAGAUUAGCGAUAAAUACUUUCAUGAAUUUCGAAUAUUGGGGAAAGGUGGUUUUGGUGAGGUGUGUGCAGUGCAAGUGAAGAUUACAGGACAGAUGUACGCCUGCAAGAAGUUGAAUAAAAGACGUUUGAAGAAGAAAGGUGGUGAGAGGUUGGCCCUUCAAGAAAAAAAGAUUCUGGAGAAGGUUAACAGCCUUUUUGUUGUGAACCUGGCCUAUGCCUACGAUAACGGCACCCACUUGUGCCUGGUUAUGGACUUGAUGAAUGGAGGAGACCUCAGGUUCCAUAUCUACGAACUCGGAGAACGCGGUCUUCGAAUGGACCGUGUGGUUUUCUACGCAGCCCAGAUGACCUUGGGCCUCCUUCACUUGCACUCGAUGAAUGUUGUGUAUCGUGACCUGAAGCCAGAAAAUGUGCUGCUCGACACUCACGGCCAUUGUAGACUGUCAGACCUCGGAUUGGCUGUCGAGCUGCCAAAAGGGAAAACGAUCUGCCAAAAGGCUGGAACAACUGGGUACAUGGCCCCUGAGAUUCUGAUGCAGCAGAACUACAGCACAUCGGUGGACUGGUGGGCGUUGGGCUGCAGCAUCUACGAGAUGGUGGCUGCUCGCCUGCCAUUCCGAGACUUCCGCGAAAAGGUGCAGAAGAGUGAGGUGGCCCGACGAACCCUGGAAGACCUGUGCAAAUUUCACCACAAGGGAUUUGACCCUGCUACCAAAGACAUCAUCUGUUGCCUGCUUAAGAAAAAGGUUCCACAUCGGCUUGGGUGCAAAGCUGAUGACCCACGAAAACACAUGUUUUUCAACGGCAUUAAUUUCCAUCGCCUUGAGGUGCGGCGUUUGGAGCCUCCUUGGGUGCCAAAGCCCAACGUGGUGUACACCAAAGACACGAGUUAUUUCAACGACACAUCGGAGCUCGGAGACAUUGAACUGGAUGCUAAAGAUGAGAACUUCUCUAAGGAGUUCAGCACCGGCGCAGUACCUGUGUCGUGGCAGAAGGAGAUGAUUGAAAGCGGAUUGUUUGAUGAGCUCAACAGGUCGGAAAGGAACGGCCAUAAUCAAGUGAUGGCAUGGAAAUCAAAGAUGUGUAUCAUUUUGUAA
This is a messenger RNA of Nerophis lumbriciformis (worm pipefish), 1764 nucleotides long. The record is from RefSeq and is a predicted model, not a curated record. NCBI's taxonomy places the organism in Eukaryota, Metazoa, Chordata, Actinopteri, Syngnathiformes, Syngnathidae.